AUGAAACUAUUUAGAUACCGUUUUCUAACAUUUGUAUUCAUACUGACUAUCGUUAGGUGUCAGCCAAAGAUUCCGGAAUAUUUUAAUGAUGGCCCAUUCCCAUCUUUAAAUAUUCCAACUAGCAACUUGGCUAAUUCUACUAUGUUUGUUGCAGAUAUAUUGGAUGGUGCAUUAAGUCCAUUUUCAUAUCUUAAGCUUGCAGGAAUUAGUGCUUGUGGUAAGUUACAAACGGGGACUCCUCUUCCAAGUAUAUGCAAUAUCGAUUUCGAGCUUAAAUGCAAUAAUCCUUCUGAGGGAGGACUAAGUAUUAGAGGAAAUCCAGUUAUGACUCAUCAUGGAGUUAUUGACGUUACUGGGGGAUCUUUCGAGUUAAAUAAUGGAAAGAGUAAAGUUAAAGGAUGGGGAUAUGGAGUUUUUCCAUAUUUAGGGGAGUCGUCAUAUUUUGAGCUGACUUUGGUUCCAGUUUUGAACAAGAAAGGAGAAUAUGUAUUUGAAAUUUAUGGUGUAGGGUAUGAAAAAGCUUAUAUGGUUUCUGAACCUAUAGGUAUUAACUGUCCAUUCUCUAUUGGGGAAGUAAUCUUCAAAAAUGUUCAUUGGGCUCAAACAUAUAUUGUUGGGGUUAAUUGGAUCCGAAAUCAGCUUCCAUUCCCUACAAUUGGUCCAAGUACAAAAAAUAAGCUUGUUGAAAUUGAAGUUCCAUUUACCGGGGGAUCUUCUUGGAAACUUGGAGGAAUGUUUCUGUCUUCUUUACAUGUACCUGUAAAUCCAAGUAUCCCAAUUGGCAACACUGAUAUGAGGGUAAUCUUGUCAUGUCCAAGUAAUGAUAAUAACUUUCUCAUCUCUCUUAAUAGUACAGGGGACAUUACUGUUUCACAGUUAUAUACAAAUGAUACAAAUAUCCAGUUAUUAAAUCAGUUUAAACCAAGUAAUUAUAUUUUCACAGGAAAAUACCCUCAUAUUAUGUAUAACGGAUUAAUUGUGGAGUUGGUUGUAGCUAGAUCUUUGUAUGCUGAAUCCGGUGUAAUUUACCUAAAUGACUUAGUGAUCCCCAGAUUCUUUGAAUGUGGACAUAGUAAAAUUACAGUAUCUGUUAAACACGACACAUGGGCACCAUUAUAUACUUCCAACUUCACUAGCAAUUGUUAUGAGUACGGAUCUUCCUUUAGUGGAGUUAACUUAUUUUCGAUUCCAACCUUUCUAAGUCCUGGACAGUGUCAAAAUUCAUGUAUUCAAACCAGUGAUUGUGAGUUUUGGACUUAUAAUAACAAAGAUAAUGUAUGUAAUGGGUAUUCUAGUGAAAAAUAUAGUUUUAAAAGAGAUUCUUCCACUCAUUCAAUGAUUACUGGGUCAGUUUCUUGUCCAUGCUAUAGUCAUAAUGUAAACUUAAUAACUCCAUUACUAAGUGGAAAAGAUAAAGUUAAAGUAUCCAAUAAAGUUGUCAACAGUCCAGCUGAGUGCCAAGCUCUUGUGAUUGAAAAUAAUGGUCUUGGUAGCUAUUUUGUUUAUGAUAAGGAGAAAAAAGAAUGUUAUAAGCAAGGAGUAGUGAAAUCUGAUACUGUUUCUAUAAUUGAUACAAACACCGUAGUUGGACCUUCUGUAUGCUAUGGCUAUAUAUAUUCUAAUGGAGUUUCUAGGUUUACCGAUAAGCUUGAACUGAUAGAAUCUAUUACAAUUAGUGCAAACUCAACUGAUCAUCACGGAGAAUUUUGCAGGUCUUUGUGUUCUUUGGAAGAAAAGUGUCAAAUAUUCGAACUAAGCAGCUCAUAUGAAUGCAUGCUCUUCAGCAUUAAAGAUAAACAAGGACUAAGAACUUUGUUUGAUAUAAUUGAAAACAGUUGGCCAAGUUCUGGAGUAAUUUUAAUGGGUAUUAGCACUCCUUUAAUCGUAUCUUACCCAACUCGUAAUAGAGAGCACAUUAUACAUGCACAAGUUGGAAGCUUAUCACUGGAUAUAGUGAGAACCUCUGAUGCAUCAAGUUCCACUCUAACCAUUAAAUACCUUCUAAUUCUACUGGCAGUAUCAUUGUUUCUGACUUUGUAA
Messenger RNA from Cryptosporidium ubiquitum, 2040 nucleotides. RefSeq lists its product as uncharacterized. Bases 1 to 2040 code for a protein of 679 amino acids. The record is from RefSeq and is a predicted model, not a curated record. The transcript has a single exon. Gene Ontology annotation, biological process: proteolysis. Gene Ontology annotation, molecular function: protein binding. Lineage: Eukaryota; Apicomplexa; Conoidasida; Eucoccidiorida; Cryptosporidiidae. Gene Ontology annotation, cellular component: extracellular region.